AAUUUUACACAAGUUAUGAUGACGUAUACUCAAACGCACGUGCUCUGUGUUUAGUGUAAACAUGGAAAUAGUAGUUGGAACUUACGAUGAUGUAGUCUUAGGAUAUCGUGUCGUCAAUGUCGCUGAGGAUGUUCAAAUUGAGGCCAGCUUCACAGAUAAUUGCCACUCAGGCUGCGUGAAAUGCAUUGCUGCCUCUGAGAAAGGCAUCCUUGCCACAGGAAGCACGGACGAGACCAUCAGGUUGCUCAACCUUCGUAAAAUGAGGGAACUUGGAUCGCUUGUACAUCAUAAUGGCUCGGUUACCAGUUUGCAGUUCCACAGAGGGUUCCUGUUCAGCACGAGUGAUGAUGGCACAUUGUGCCUGUGGAGGGCAUUCACAUGGGAGUGCAUGAGAACAUUCAAGGGACACAAAUCAGAGGUCAACUGUGUGUCAGUGCAUCCCAGUGGGAAGUUGGCACUGACUGUGGGCAAAGAUAAGACUCUUCAUACAUGGAACCUCAUAACAGGACGAUCUGCUUAUAUAUCAAAUAUUAGGAAAAGUGCAGAGCUUGUGUGCUGGUCACCAAAUGGUGAUUACUAUGUGAUUGUCAUCAACAACGAGAUUGAUGUCUAUUCUGUAGAGACAGCAGAAGUAUGUUCCACUAUUAAGGCGUCAUCCAGAGUUAACUGUCUAGAAUUCAUCAAGGAUGAUGUACUUUGCUAUGGUGGUGAAGGUGGGGAUCUCUGUUUCCAUGACAUUUCAACCAAUAUGCCUUUGCAUACUUGUGAAACCAAGACUACAAGAAUCAAGGGCCUUUGUGUUUGGAAGCACACAGAGAAUGAAAAGAACGAGACACAGAUAGCAGUUGCUAGUAGCGACGGAAUGAUCAAGUUAUACAGGGCGGAUGUGCAUGAGAAGAAAAUCACCACCAACUUAUUGACAGAGAAGAGCACAGGCUUUAGAAUCACAUGCAUGGCAAUGUUUUCAUCAACACCACACAGUCAGGAGCAGUCUUCAAAUUUUUACGACAGCAUUUCAGACACCAAUAAAGAGAAGACGAGCAAGAAAAAGAAAAGGAAGGCCAAGAAAGCAAACACUAGUGGUGUUGUUGAAGACAAUGUGACAGAAGUGACUGAUAUUGUAAAGUCGGACAAACAUGAAAACACUGGCAUGAGUGAGGAGAGUCCUAAGAAAGCAAAAAGGAAGGCUGGUAAGUCUGAAGGGAAAGAAUCCAGUCAAAAGAAGGUGAAACUUGAGAGCAAACCAGAGAACAGUAGCCCAAAGGUUGUUUCUAAAGAGUCUCUUGUUAAGGUAACAGAUAAGAAGAAAAAGAAGAAAGCAAACAAAAAGGCGAAAAUUGCUAGUUGAAGAAAGGUGGCAGUGUGAAGGAAUUGAAGGCUGUUAUGCAGUUUAAAUUCAACCAAUAGUUUUUAAUACACAUAUGUAAACGCUGCAUAAUCAGAAUUGUUAAACAUUUAACAUUUUGGAAGCAGAAUGCCUCUUAUGUCAUAUUUUAUCUUAAAGAUGCAUUAAAUUUAGGGAUUUAA
Dreissena polymorpha is the source of this 1527-nucleotide messenger RNA. Its product is annotated as p21-activated protein kinase-interacting protein 1-like. Gene Ontology annotation, molecular function: protein binding. The coding region runs from base 62 to 1348 and encodes 428 amino acids. Lineage: Eukaryota; Metazoa; Mollusca; Bivalvia; Myida; Dreissenidae. The record is from RefSeq and is a predicted model, not a curated record. The transcript is spliced from 11 exons.